Molecule: messenger RNA, 5760 nt
Organism: Manis pentadactyla (Chinese pangolin)
Lineage: Eukaryota; Metazoa; Chordata; Mammalia; Pholidota; Manidae
Gene: RTKN2
Product: rhotekin 2
Biological process (GO): positive regulation of cell population proliferation; hemopoiesis; signal transduction
Source: RefSeq, a predicted model, not a curated record
CCCACGGCCCCGCCCACGGCCCCAUCAGCGCCUUAAAAGUGCACGCCGCUCCCCAUUCCCCAGCCGCACUGAAAACCCUGGUGCCUCCUGCGAGGGGGUCCAGGGGCGCGGGGCUCGGCCACUGCGCGUGCGCGCGCCGACGCCCGUCACUUGCGGCCCCUCUCCUGUGCCCGGACUUGGUACGGCCGGGACGGCGGUUGGCGUCCUCCGCGGCCCAGCUCGGGGCGGGCUUUUCAAAUCUUACCUCUGGGGGCGUGGCGGCAGCCCCGGCGCUGGCGCUGGCGCUGGAGAUGGAGCUGCCGGCCUUGGGCGGUGCGGAGCUAGCCCCGGCGGGGCUUCCCGUCCAACAGGACUACAACAUUCAAGAAAAAAUAGAUCUAGAAAUUCGAAUGCGAGAAGGAAUAUGGAAACUCCUUUCCCUGAGCACUCAGAAAGAUCAGAUUUUGCAUGCAGUAAAGAAUCUCAUGGUAUGCAAUGCUCGAAUAGUGGCUUAUACAUUGGAGCUACAGAAAUUGAAAGAGCAGGUUGCAAAUCAGACUGGAAGAUGUGAUGUGAAUUUUGAAAGUAAAGAACGAACAGCAUGUAAGGGAAAGAUUGCCGUAUCAGAUAUUCGAAUACCACUAAUGUGGAAAGACUCCGAUCACUUCAGCAAUAAAGAACGAUCACAGCGCUAUGCCAUUUUUUGUUUAUUCAAAAUGGGAGCUGAAGUUUUUGAUACUGACAUGGUGAUUGUGGAUAAAACAAUCACAGAUAUAUGUUUUGAAAAUGUAACUAUAUUUAGUGAAGCAGGGCCAGACUUCCAGAUAAAGGUGGAGGUAUAUAGCUGCUGUACAGAGGAAUCUUCUAUAAUCAACACACCAAAAAAACUAGCUAAGAAACUGAAGACAUCUAUAAGUAAAGCUACAGGGAAGAAAAUUAAUUCAGUGCUUCAAGACGAUCAUGAAACGUAUUUGUCCUUCAGUUCUGCUAUUCCUGGUGCAAAGUAUAAUUUGCUAGCUCAUACUACACUAACCUUGGAAAGUGCUGAGGAUAGCUUCAAGACCCAUAAUCUGUCUAUUAAUGGAAAUGAGGAGUCUUCAUUUUGGCUGCCCUUAUAUGGCAACAUGUGCUGCCGAUUAGUUGCCCAGCCAGCUUGUAUGGCUGAGGAUGCAUUUGCAGGAUUUCUUAAUCAGCAGGAAAUGGUAAAAGGUCUGAUUAGUUGGAGAAGGUUAUAUUGUGUUUUAAGAGGGGGUAAACUCUAUUGUUUUUAUACUCCUGAAGAAAUUGAAGCUAGAAUGGAACCAGCUUUGGUAGUAUCCAUUAACAAGGAAACCAGAAUUCGGGCAAUGAAUAAAGAUGCCAAAAAAAGAAUCCUUAGUUUCUCUGUCAUCAACCCUGUUGCUGGACAGGCUGUAACUCAUAUUUUUACAGCUGACAACAGAGAAGAUCUUCAGAAGUGGAUGGAGGCCUUCUGGCAGCAUUUCUUUGAUCUUAGCCAAUGGAAGCAUUGUUGUGAAGCACUUAUGAAAAUUGAGAUUAUGUCACCACGGAAACCACCUUUGUUCUUGACAAAAGAGGCGACCUCAGUCUACUAUGAUAUGAGCAUUGAUUCACCUAUAAGACUUGAAAGUUUAACUGAUAUAAUACAAAAGAAAAUAGAAGAGACAAAUGGACAGUUCCUUAUUGGACAGCAUGAAGAAUCCUCACCACCUCCUUGGGCUACACUCUUUGAUGGUAAUCAUCAAUUGGUAGUUCAGAAAAAGGUAUUACCUCCUCCAAGCAAGCUGUUCCAUGAGGGGAAAGGGAAAAAGAGACGAGCUCCCCUUCCUCCUCCUGAUAAAACUCCAUUCAGCUUAGGCACACAGAGCAACACAGAUAAGUUGGUUAAGGAAAACUGGGAAAAAACAAGUGUAUCUCAGACCUCACAUUUGGACACCAAAUUAUCAACCCUAAUGCAUCACUUACAGAAACCAGUGGAUGCUCCUCGAAACCUUCCUUCCAGGAAAACUAGUUUAACUGAUGGUGAACACACAGACACUAAAACCAGUUUUGAAGUCAAGCCAGUGCCAGCCCCAAGGCAGAAAUCUAUCAAAGACAUUUUGGACCCUAGAUCAUGGUUGCAGGCACAAGUAUAGAAAACCCUUAAUGUGGUAAGCAUUUAACAGCAUCUAUAACUGUGAGGCUUAAUUCAAAAGCACUACAGAUGUAGUAAUAUAUAAUUAUGUAGGUAAAUAUAAUGAUUUGCAUCAAUAAUUAAUGAUCUAUUAGGUAUUUAAAAUGUUUUAUAAUGAAGAAAUGGAUUUCUCUUUUACUUUUGAUUUUCAGAAUGUGAGUAAUUUCCCCAGCAGAGUUCAAGAGGCAGUUUUUAGACAAUAUCCUAAUGGUUGGAAGGGUUAAUUUAUUCCUAAAUUAGUACCAGGCAAUGAACAAGCACUAGGCUGAAGAAAGCAUUAAACUUUCUUUGGGUAGAGACUGUCUAGUAAUUUAAAAUGUGUUAAAUAUGAGUCAUGUUCUCAUUGUGAAAAUUUUAAUACUAAUGGAAUGUUUCAAAAGUUUUAUUCAAACCACAAAUUAUAGAAUCCACCCAAGAAAAUUUCUUCUUAGCAUUCUGGAAUUCUCAUCUAAUGGUUCACUGGCUCUCAUCUAUUGUUUAGCUCACUAGUUAACUCACUGACCUUUCAUAUUCCUGGGAUAAAUUCUAGAAUAUUAAAUUCUUCAUCUUUAAAGAGAUUUUGAAAUGUGCUAUUCAGAGUUGUUUCCUUGAUGAGCCUUGAAAUCCUAUUGAAAUUAACUCUCAUAAGUGAAGCAUAACAUUUAUUAGUUUAGAGAAAAGAUAGAAGAAAUGUUUUUACUUCCACUUUUCUGUGCAUGGUGCUAAUUUCCAUUGUGACAUUGAAAUUUUGGUAAGUGAGUAGCUGAUUAACACCUUAAAAUUCAUUUAAUACUUAUUUAAAAAGCCGGUGGCUGAAUCAAAAAUAUCAGAAAAGUUGGCCAUGAUGAUAAUUUUCAGAAUUAAUCCUUUUAAAAAAGUUUAAUUAGAUUUCCUUUUUCUAGUAAGGGUUGAUGUCUGCUAUUGAUAUUAUUCAUUAAAAGCCAUAUUCUUCUAACAAUAACAUUGGAAUCAUUUCCAUAGGAGGUAAUUUCCAUAGCAACUAAUCAUAGUGACCCAAGCAGGAUUAUUAAAUCAAGUGGGGACUAAAUAGUAAGAGGAUGAAUACCUUAAAGGAAUAAGAAAUCCAUUUUUUAUAAUAAUACUUCUUAUAAACAAGAGCUGAACAGUUUUAAAAAUCUAAUCAGAAUUUCCAAAUAAAACAGUUUUCCAUAAGGUGUCAGCAACAGCACUAAAAAUCUCAUAUCACGCUGAAUCUUAAAUGUCAUUGCAAGCAAUACAAAUACAAUAAUUAGAUUACUGCCCUGUGUAUAACCUCUAGAGAUCUUUCUAAAGCUCAUAAGAACUCUAUUUGGAUCAGAACUACAUUAUCAUAAAGUAAAACAAACACUUGAUAAACUACAACGUUAAUUUAAAUGGAGCCUUUCAUCAUUUUUAGGUAGCAGCCUCUUUUCAUUUAUAUAGAAUGAUGCAACUACCAGGUUUCUUUUGUGUUUGCACAGGACUCCUAGUAGGAAUUAGAACUCAAGGGAGUAGUGAUACAAAAGGUCUCUUGUGACUGGAGACACCAGGAUAGACAUAGUAUUUGAUAAGAAGGAAGUCCUACAUGCUUGCCUGAUAUCAUAUAGAGGCAAUCACAUAUAUGAAAACCUAAAAAGGUAGGAUUAAUUUGUUUUUUUCUAAUGUGAAAGUUCUUGUAAAUUUCUGUUGUGAUUGCCAAUUUAGUAAAUGAUGUAUUAAAAAUCUAAAGUUUUGAUAGUAUUUGAAUUUUUGUUUAUUUUUGAAACCUCAGUUUUUGGCAUCAUGACUGUCCUUGCCACUAAAUUAUUGAGCUAGAGGAUGCUGCAGGCGAAAUUGUUUUUGAAACCAGCAUCUAAACAUAUUUUUUUGUUGUUAUUGGAACCUUCCUUAUAACAAACCAGUGUUAAAACUUCCAAAUUAUAUUAUCAUUUUUGCUCAUGUGUAUUAUCUAAAUAAAGAUUUAAUUUGUACAGGAAAAAGAAUUUAUGCAAACUGAAAUUACCUAGCAAUUGUGCCCUUGGUGGGGAACUUUGAAACAAGGCUGAAGCCCUUUUUCCUAAAACCAUUUUAUGUGAAGCCUGACCAAGGACCUCCUUCUCCUCCCAAAAUUAUUCAGGAUGUCUCAGGAGGGCCCAUCUCGCUGUAUGUCACACAGCCUUUGAAAUCAGGCUAAAGUCUUCAGCUGCACUUCCCUGACGUCGUGCUUUCCUCCUAAAAGAUAUAACACAAAGUUGGGGUUUCCUUCUUCCCUCCUUCCCUCCCUUCUUUCCUUUCUCCUUCCUUCCUUCCUUUCACAGUUAAAAAAAAGCUGAAAAUGCGAAGUUAAACACUUUGUCAAAGAGUUUGUGAAAAAAAAGUAUUUGUUUUCUUAUUUCAUAAGCCAGAAAUUUAUGACAGAGAAAAAUAUGCUAUGUAAUAAAAGACGUUUCAGGUUUUUAUGAGCUGGCUUUUCACAUUCCUUGUUUGUCUUUUUGUUUCUUGAUAUAUGAAGACUAUAAACUUGAAACAAAGAGCUGUCAGAUUUGAUAAUAAUAUUAUAAUUGGAGAAACAUAAUAGAAAGAAUAUAUAUUUUAUGAUGUAAUUCUGAUGACCUGAAGAUAAUGUCUUAGAAAUUACAUUUACAUUUCAAGCUCUGGGAUAUAAAUUACAAUAGCAUUAAGAAUAGUAAAUUAUCUUUAGUUGUUACCUAGUGGUGAGUUUUUUAUUUAAACAUCUUACAAGGACAAAGGCAUUUUGUUAUUAAAAAUGCACACCCCCUAAGGAAAACAGUCUUUCAAAAUAUCAGGCAUGCCAACUGUUGGAGAGUUUAUUAAAUCUUUCUUAACUGUCUGCAUUGCCCCCUGACUUCUUUUAAAUGGAUGUGCAUGUGUGUGGAAAACUAAAUCCAUUUAUUAUAAAUGCCUUAUCUUUACCCUUUAGGAUCCUACUAAAUGCAUUUUACCUGGUACUAUUUAUUAAAAAUGGAAGCUUCCUUGAUUUAGAGACAAUUCAUGUAAGGUAGGUAAAGCAGUUAAGUGUUUCCUUAGGCUCAUGUUCAGCAUCUCAGCCUCCUACUGAGAAGUUAAUUAAUUCAGUCCAAAAUGAAAUUAUAGGGCAUUUUGAUGCUAUUUAUGUUAAAUGCCAUUUGAAUGUAAUCACCUGUGUUACCAUGAAUAAGGAACAACCGUACUAGAUAGAUAGACUGUUGUACUAUGAACAAGAGAAGUGCUUUGGCAUGAAAAAUAUCUGUCCCUGUGGUCAGAAUUUAUCAAAACUCAUUGUCUUUUAAAAGAGUGGAUUAUUGAACAUUAAUUAAACUUUGACUGAUAACCAUUUGCAUUCUAGUAGUUUUCUUCAUUGUUCCUAUUAUUAAACUAUAAUAUGGAGUUGACUUUUUGCAUUUAAUGUUUCAAAGACAUUACUGUUUUAAAUGUUUGCAUGUUAUAUGUUACUGCUUUAUUGCUAAUAAUAGUUACAUAACGGGUUUGUUAUGGAUCAUGCAUAUUCUUAGUUAACACUAGAAAAAAUGUUAUCUUUGAUUUUUUAAAGACAAGAUUGCAUUUGAAAAGAUCGUAGGGUGUGUUAUUUUUUUAUAACAUGCUUGUAUAAUUGGCAUUGUUUGUAACUUUUAUCUUUUAAUUAAAUAUGGGUCAAGCUUCUGGAUUAAAAA